This is a messenger RNA of Fusarium vanettenii 77-13-4, 1744 nucleotides long. RefSeq lists its product as uncharacterized. The transcript has a single exon. Bases 1 to 1191 code for a protein of 396 amino acids. The record is from RefSeq and is a predicted model, not a curated record. NCBI's taxonomy places the organism in Eukaryota, Fungi, Ascomycota, Sordariomycetes, Hypocreales, Nectriaceae.
AUGAGCCUCGCCGAAGCAGCUCCCAUCACCCGCGGUGACCCAUACGCCCCUGUCGAUGCCGCCGACGACCAGCGAUUAGGCGACUCGACACCUCGAGCUAGCGACUUCAUGACGGAGCCAGACAGCCAAACGGGAGACGCUAAGAAGGAUCCCAAGAGCAAGAAGCGUAGCUUCUUUGGUUUCGGCAAGAAAAAGACACCGUCUCUCACCAAAUCCGAGUCCCAGAACGAGUCCAAGCCCGAAUCCGAAUCCCAAUCUGAACCCAAGUCCCAGUCCCAGUCUCAGACUCCCUCACACUCAAACUCGGCCGCCGCGAGCCCGCCUUUGAUGUCCCGGGAUGCUUCGAAGCUCUCGUCGACAGCGUGGAGCGCGCCCAGCGACCAGGCCUUUGUCCUGCCUUCGUCUCCGGGCCGCGGCUUCAGCGGCUCUCCACGACUCUCCUCCCCUGCGACGUCACAGAUCUUUGAGCGUGAUGUCCAGGAUAGCACCGUACUGAAGCCGAACUCCCCGGCGAUCCCGACACAUAUCCAGACCGAAAACUACAUCCCCCCCGUGCUCGACGACGCAUCCGAGGCCAUCACGAAUGAGAAGCUUGACCCUGACACGGUGGAGAUUGUGACGCACAGCUCGCAUCAACCCGCCGCCGUGACGGUUACGGGGGCCAACAACGGCCUUCCAUUGUACGACCAGUCGGCCAGUGAGUGGGCAGCAGAGCUCGCUUCCUUUGCCGAUCGAGAUGCUGUCUCGGCCGACAACGCCUCCAACUACGGGUCUCUCGACUCCUCCGACGUCCGCCGAUUAUCCUUCAUCUCGUUUGCCGAUGUUGUACAGGCCGAGCACAACCCUCCCGCGGGCGUUGCGAGCUCCCGUGACAGCAUCCACCUCGCAGGGCUCACGUCUCUGCCAGCAGCGGUCAACCGAUCUCCCUCGCCCAUCCGAUCCCCAGUAUCGAGCCAGGGACCCGAGAGCCCUCCCACAAGCAACCCUGGUAGUAUGAAGGGUAUUGAGUUGAGCCCGCCUCGCAAGCCUCUGGGAAGUCCCACCAGCACGGCCAACCUCAAGCUCAGUGUUGGUGGAAACGACCUCAACAUCGAGACCAUGAGCCAAGCUCUCCGACGGACGGGUAGCACCGAUCUGAGCAAUGUCCGCAGCCAUCCCACAAGCCCGAUCGAGGGAUCCAACCUUCGUUAAGGGUGAUAUGAGAUGGAGAAGAUUAGGGGAGACGAGAUGAUAUCCACACAGCAGCUGCAACACUUUUACUAUUUGGUGAUUUCACUUCACAUUAUUCACUUCAACCACGAUACCCCACGGGGAUCAUCAUUUUGAUAGGGAUCGAUCGAGCACCGGGGACUCUGGAAUCUGGCAAUUGGGAGUUGGAAGAGAAAGUUCGUUAGGCGUCGAAAUACUCUACGCGCACUACCGGGAUUACGCACAUGUUAUACUUUUCUUGGUCUUUGUUUGUGCUUUGCUAUCAUGGAAACUGCAAAUAUUCUGCAGAUGAAAGGUGAUGGUUCAAGGUCCAAUCAAUUCGUCAAUUUACUUUUACGUCUUUAUUCCUCCGAAAGCGGUCUCGUCAGGGAGACUGUGAUGGCAGUGAGGUAACGGCCGACUUUUCUUUGCGUUACCUCGAUUGCAGUUCAUAGCAAAGGAGUGGAAAGGGGGAAUGGUGACGGUGGUGGACAGACGCAUGUUGCACAUGUAUCCAAUAUCAUAUUUGGCACGCCAACAAGGGAUUUCCCUCGUC